Molecule: messenger RNA, 5591 nt
Organism: Ruditapes philippinarum (Manila clam)
Lineage: Eukaryota; Metazoa; Mollusca; Bivalvia; Venerida; Veneridae
Exons: 28
Coding region: 97-2961 (954 amino acids)
Molecular function (GO): protein binding
Source: RefSeq, a predicted model, not a curated record
UUGUUAAUGUCUAAUAUGGCAAUAUAGCGGAUUUUAUGUUUGUUGUGAUUAUUUAACAAGGUGUCUUUAUAAAAGGAAAUAGAAGUAUCCAUCAGAAUGUCCUCAGAAACUGUUGCAAAGUCUGUUGGCAAAAAAUUGCGAUAUUACUUUGAGGUGAAACGUUUAGAAGAUGGGUUUGACUUGUCUGGUGUGAAUGCCCCUCAGUUGAAUCACCCACCACUAAAAUCUCGUCCCACACUACAAUAUGAUGGUUUACAUGACAGAGCACUCAAACAUUACUUCAGUCAACCAGAAGUGAAAACCAGAGUUACACAAAUGCACCCGCUGGAUGGAGAUCUUAGAGAAGAAGACCUAAAAAGGCUAUUGAAACGCUACAUGUACAAGCAUAGGUUUAUUCACUCCAGUAAUAAUGCUAACACUAAUCAAAAGUCUCACAACAAACUGAAUGGAUCUGGUGUUUACAUGAAGAAAUAUGAUUACCAUGGCAACAGGAUACAAGCAUGGCAACCAGCACAGAAUAAGCAUCCCACAAUGCCUCAGUGGAUGUACAGACAUCAUCCUAAAGAGGGUAAAGCAAUACGACCUGAGCUUAUUGGCUUUGGUGUUGGCCUCAAAUCAGAGAAACACAAGCAAUUCAAGGGAGGCUACCCAUUGAUGAGAAGUGUACCAAGUAGUAAAGUGACCAAGGGAGAGGCACACAGGUUGAUAGAUGUUGCUACAAAAAUACUUGUUGCUACAGAAAGAGUUAAUGAUUUACAGUCACGACCUGUGACACCAAAAUCACGUCAGACUGCUCCAAAGCCAUUUGAGACUGAUAAGCUCCUGCCAGGAGACAAAGAUGGGAAGAAAAAGACGCGUCCAUCUACUGCCAAAUAUACAUGGGACAUCCAUGGGCGGAGACAUAUAAGGGUAAAGGAAAAGGAAGAAAACGAGAGGCGACCUCAGUCUGAGAAAGUGAACCUGUCUUAUGAUGACAGUUUUAUUCCUGAUUGGGUUAUACAUAUGGCUAACGGUCAUGGAAUAAAAAGGCGGCAACAACAUGAACGAGAACCAAGAUCCAAAACACCUGAACCAAAACCAUCGCCACGACCGAAAUCUGCCAAAUACCGACAACGAGAUCCAGUUCCUCCGUCACCACCGAGACCUACAGUGAUUAAUGUACCGGAACGGAGAACCGACGAGGAGGAUGUGGUUGUGAACAGUGAGACACAGACAGCAGAUAAUGUUGGUAUACAGACUGAGAAACGACUGCUGGAGGAAUAUGAUCAUAAUGAGGAUGAGGUAAAAGAUGGACCAUGGUGUGAGUACCAGCUGUAUGUGAGGACCGGGGACCGUGUGGGUGCAGCAACUAAAGCUGAUGUCAGGGUAACUCUGUAUGGUGAAAAGGGAAGAACUAAAGAAAUGCUUUUAGGGAAAUCUUCAAGAAAUAAAGUGAAAUUUCAGAGGGGAAAGGAAGAUGUCUUCCUAUUUCCAGCACAUCAUGUUGGAAAACUUCGUAAAAUCAAAAUAGGACAUGACAGACCAGAAAUGAGCUAUGCUUGGUACCUUGAUGGUGUGUCAGUGUAUGACAUGAAUGAUAAACGUAUUUAUGAGUUUAAAUGUGACGGGUGGCUGUCGGGUAAAAAUGGAAACAGGAAAACAUACAAAGAUCUGAACCUGGAUUGUGAACGGGCAUUUGUAGAAGCAUAUGAUGAUAUAAAAGGAAGAUCUUCACCUAAAGCUGGUCGUGACAGAAGAAUACAUGACAAUUCUACCGACAGUAAAGCUUCAAAAGAUGAUAAACGUAGUUUAGAAUCUUUGAAAGGUAGUCGAGGAGAGAGAAGGGACAGUGACACAGAUUCCACAACAUCUUAUAGCUCCAGUUCUGACUCAUCCUCAAGCUCAGAUAGCAGGAAUAGAAGAGGACGUAAAACUCCCACAUCUCCGAAGAGAUCAAAAACACCAACAAAACAAAGGGAGUUAACUCCACCUAAAAAGACUCAGAAAGAUGAUUUCUUUGACAGUAAAAGUGCUGGUCCUACAUUUACAUUCAGAAGUUACGAUCAGGAGGGACAUACAGCUGAGGAAGAAUAUCUCUCAGGAUAUAAGGCUGGUUUAGAAGCAGCAUCGGCAGAGAAGAAGCAUGAACAUGAUGUUGAGGAAACAGAACGUAAACAGGUAUUACAGGGUCCAACUAUACAUGACGCAGCACGAUCAGGGAAUCUAGAGAGGAUGCAACAUCUCAUUAACUAUUUCCCAGAGAUGAAAGAAUCUAAAGAUGAAACAGGAUUAACUCCCCUACAUAUAGCCACACAACAGGGUCGACUAGAAAUAGUAAAGUGGCUGACAGCUCUUACUAUAAACUUGAACACAGAGACACAGACAGGCUAUACUGCUAUACAUCUUGCUGCAAUGAAUGGACAUCUUAACUGUAUGAUUGUACUUGCUGCUAUGGGUGCAACCUUGACCUGUAGAUCAGUUGACAAACAGACACCACUUCAUGUAGCAGCAAUGAAUGGUCAUUUAGAAUGUGUGAAGUGGUUGAUAGCCAACCGUUCGAGUCUUUCAGCAGAAGACCAGCUAGGUCGAACACCACUGGACCUUGCGGAGGAAUACCAGCACCAGGAAGUGGCAACCUUUAUACGCAAAUGUAUUGAUGAGUCACAUGAUCCUAACAGCAGUCUUCAUGCAUUGAGGACAAGAAAAGGACUGGAUCCCAUACAAGAAGACAGAUCACAUGAGAGAAACCUAGACAAUAUGUGGCAAAAUGAUACUAACCCGGAUUCAUCGAGGGCAAAUGCAGGCAGCCAGAGUGAAGGUAGAAAAAACAAUGUAGCACAAAUAAAGAAAGAAGAACAUAACAAAGAAAUAUUGCAAGAAAGCAUGGAGAAGAAGAGGCUUUAUGAAGAACAACAACAAAGAAUGGAAAGAACACAUACAUCAUUCCUUGACAGUAUAAGAGAUGAGGCAUCACAAGAUUGAGCUGUAUAGUUUAAUACCAUACUGAAUGUUGUACAGUUACACGGUCAAUAGCUCAAAUGUCCCGUCAUUGUUAUCCACUUUCUAUUCAAAACAAAUUUAAAUGUUUAAUUUCAAACUUACAUAGACUUCUACUGCCUACAUUUAUGUAGUUCCAUGACUUUGCUUUGAAUGAUCAUAGAUUUUGAACAAAAUGUAAUUUGUAAAUGUGGAUGACUACAAGUCUAAUAUUAGGUUUAAUGUUGGAUUUAGUACACUGAAUUUGGCAUUAUCUACUUGCUUGUUUGUAUUGUUAUUAUUUUGACAUAUUUGUAUAUUUUGCGCAAAGUUUCAUGACUAAAAUUUGAUGUAAAUACAGAAGACAUCUUCAGAAUUUAUGUGAAUACUUGUGACAUGUAAUUGUAUUAUUACAUUACUCACCUUUCAGACUGUUUCAUUAUUUUACGCAACGAUUUUGGCCUACUUGCUGUUUAUUGACAAUAUUAAAUGGUAUAUAACUUUUCAUUGGUUUGAUUUGUUCAAGUUUACAAUGUAUAUAUUGAUAUUAGUUAAGCAUAGAUUUAGGUAAAUGCUGCAUUUAUUUAUUCAUACUGUAGUUAAGUGAUAUGACCUUUUAUAAACUGAAUUCUAUGAAAUAUUCAGAAUUUGAAUAUUUUUUAUAUGUAUUAAGAAAUGAUUUGUUAGUGAAUAGUAAUUGUUAAGUCAUGAAUAUUUCAUAGUAAGAAAUAUAUUGAUUUUCAAUGUUUUAUUGGAAUAAAACCAGUUGCUGGUAAACUGAAGAAAGAAGAAUUUUUGUAUCUAAACAUUUCUAAAGUAAUUCAGAAGUAUGACAGUCAUUAGAUUCUAUAAAUAAUGAAGUAAAAUUUGGCAUAAUUAUCUUAUCAUUUUACAAACACAGGGAAAAAUUCUAUGUCUUUUGUGUAGUUUUUUCAUGCAAUACAUGAUGUUUCAUCAAUACAUAUAUGUCACUAUAGUUUUAAAGAUGAAGUAAUGUUCCUACCACUAAGCAAAGGCCUUUAUUUGCAGACGAAAGUUCUGCUGUAGCUGUGUGUAUGUUGUAUGUAUGAUAUAUUAAGCAAGCUCUUACAUCACUUUAUUGAAUUAGUAACUUAGUCUUGCCCAUGUUCCUUGCUUGAUACUAGUAAAGGAUAGUUUCUACAUAAUUUGGUCAAGUGACAGUUGUUGAUAAAAUGCUGUGUUGCCUGUAUGUUUAUUGAGAUUUACCUUGAUGAACUCUUAAUGACUUAGAGGGUAGCCUGGAACCCCGUUGUAUCGAUCUAUUUACCCAUAAAUCACAACUGCAUUUAAAAAAUUCAAAUCUCCCUGAAUAUUUAUUUUGUAUCAUUUAUUUUGACCCUUUUGCCAUAAUAUUUACAUGGCAAACAUCACUGAUAUAUAGUUUUUAACUUUGGAAUAUACGGAUAUUUACAGACAUGUUGAAGAAUUAGGUCACGCCAUUAUAUCGAUGCAUUGUGAGAAUCGCUCAGUUAGCCAAAGUUUGGGAAGCCUGAACCAUCUCUAUGUUAGAUUUUUCAGUCAAUUAGAAACAUAGAUGUCUUUUUUAAAAUGUCAGCAUAAAUUUAGGAACUUUUAACAGACAGUAAACGUACUUUUAAUAAGAACACACUAUUUAUAAGUCUAUUUAUUAUCUACAAUUAACGUCUUACGGUACUGGAAACAUGUUUUUGAUCAUUUUACUGCACAAAAAUAAAUACGAAAGAUUUUCGUGACACUGUUGUAAAUGUUAACAAUCAGUAGGUGACGUAUUUUGCAAAAAAUCUGAAGAUUUGUAAUUAGAUCAAUACAAUGAAUAGCACGAUACAAUGGGGUUCCACUAUAUACAGCCAUAUAGAGUUGUGUGUGUUAUCACCAAAAUAACAAAUAGCAAAAUUGUUUGUAUAGUAAUGAGAAUUAUACCAAAAGUAUUUAAAUUGAAUGAAAUUUGUCAAUUUUUAAGAAAUUAAAAAGUAUUUUCACAAAUUCCGUCCCCUGACAUUCUUGUUACUGUUACCAGUAUGAUGGUCAUGCAUGUUAUGUAACAGAGUCACUCUUUGUUAAUAAUCUUUUCUCAAAUAACAUGUUUGAACAGUUUAGGAUUUACAUUUUGCCAGUUACAGCUUUAUACCCUUGAAGGUGGAUGCAACUGUGUGAUUGAUGAAUAACUGAUUGUUUUAAACUUGACACAAUGUCUCUGUGAUAUUUAUUUUAGAUGUAGAUCUAUCUUUAUAAAAUAGUUUACAUAUGUUACUGAAACUGUUAAAAUUUGUUGUUAUUUUGUUGUAUUUUUGUAAUCAUAUUCCAUUUCAUAUUUGUAGUUUAAUUUGUGGCUUGUUGUUUUUGUUAUAAUACAUGUAUAUUAUAGAUGAAGAUGAUUAACAUGUUGACAAUGGAUGGAGCAUGUACAUGAAACUGGGACUAAUUCUUUUCGUUUGAAAACAAGUUUAAGUCAAAAAAAGUUAAUAAAAUUACAGUUAAUGGCAAUAUUAAAAAAAUAUAGACCAGCUUAUUUUCAUGGCACCCUCUGAAUAGUAAGAGUAGUCACCCAAAUGUCACAUCAAUUCUAGCAUCUAGAAUUCAUACACAAAGGGCCACAUAAAAAUCCCAUUUUUUAAAUGUCAUUCCAAAAUUCUUCA